Ceratotherium simum simum (southern white rhinoceros) is the source of this 1799-nucleotide messenger RNA. The record is from RefSeq and is a predicted model, not a curated record. NCBI's taxonomy places the organism in Eukaryota, Metazoa, Chordata, Mammalia, Perissodactyla, Rhinocerotidae.
GGAUGAAUGAAGAGGAGAUGAAUAGUGACAAGGUCUGCUUCAACACGGACAAGCAGAGUGUCUCCCUGCACCCCCAAGGAGUGGACUCCGCGAAAGUGGCUCCCGCAGCCCGCAGGAUGCCGAGACUUGUUAAGGCCACCCUGGCAUUUAUGGCCGUGACUAUUGUCUCCUCUCUUGUGGCUCUCCUUGUUGUGGAUCUCUACCACUUUGGCAGAGUGGCAGAGUUGCAAGAGGCUAUCCAGAUGUUUAAAGGCCAUGUGGAGAAUUCCAGCACCUGCGGCAUGGAGAUCCAGAUGCUCAUGUGCAGAGUGGACAAUGUCAGUUCUCAGAUCCAGAUGCUCGGUGGUCAUCUGGAAAACACCAGUGCUGACAUCCAGAUGGUAAAAGGCAUUCUAAAGGAUGCCAGUUCCUUGAGUUUCCAGACCCAGAUGUUAAAGAGAUCCUUGGAGGGGGCCAAUGCUGAGAUCCAGAAGCUAAAAGGAGAUAUGGAAAAGGAAAAUACUUUAAAUUCCCAGACCCGGAGUUUCUUAAAAAGCAGUUUAGAAAACACCACUGUUGAUCUCUACAUGUUAAACAGAGACUUAGAGAAUGCCAACACUGAAAUUCAGGUGUUGAAGGCAGGACUGGAAAUGGCAAAUGCCCAGGCCCAGUUGGCAAACGGUAGUUUGAAGAAUGCUGAUGCUCAGAUUCGUGUUUUGAGAGGCAGUCUGGAGAGCAUCAAUGAUUUAAGGGCCCAGAAUCAGGUUUUAAGAAGUAGUUUGGAAGGAGCCAAUGCUGAGAUCCAGCAGCUAAAGGUAAGUCUGCAAAAUGCAAAUGCUUUAAAUUCCCAGACCCAGACCUUUAUAAAAGACAGUUUAGACAACACGAGUGCUGAGAUCCAGCUAUUGAGAAGUCACCUGGAAAGGGCUGGUGAUGAGAUUCACUUGUUAAAAAGAGAUUUGGAAACUCUCACUGUCCAGACCCGAGCGGGAAACCGUUUCCUGGAGCAGACAGAUGCUCAGAUCCAAGUAUUCAAAACAAAGCUGGAAAAGGCUAGUGCCUUAAAUUCCCAGAUUCAGAUGUUAAAUGGUGACUUGAAAAAUGCCAGCAGGGAGAUACAGACCCUAAAACAAAAAAUGAAGGAUGCUGUGGCCUUAAAUUCCAAGACCCGGAUGUUAGAGAGCAAUCUGCAGAAUGCCAGUGCUGAGAUCCAGAGGCUAAUAGGGGAUUUAAGGAGCGCCAGAACCCUGACUACCCAAAUCCAGGAGGUGCAGAGUCGCCUGGACACCCUCCAUGCGACCUUUGCUUUGCAGGAGCAGCUACAGAGGUCCCAAGAUCAUCUUCUCCAGCAGAUUCUGCAAGGCUGGAAGGUCUACCACGGGAGCUUGUAUUACUUUUCUCGCAUCAAGAAGUCUUGGCAUGCAGCUGAGCGGUUCUGUGUGUCCCAGGGAGCCCACCUGGCCUCGGUGACAUCUGAGGAGGAGCAGGAAUUUCUGGCAGAGACCGUGAGUAAUUCUUACCACUGGAUUGGCCUCACUGACAUGGGCACAGAGGGCUCCUGGCGCUGGGUGGAUGGGACACAAUUCAGUGAUACCCAGAGCAGAGCGUUUUGGGAGAAGAAUCAGCCAGACAACUGGCUGAAUGCGAAGGGGCAUACUGAAGACUGUGUCCAUACUCAGCAGAGGUGGAAUGACAUGGACUGUGAUGUACUCUACCCCUGGGUCUGCAAGAAGCCCAUCGGCCAGGGUGCGGCUGAGGCAGGCCAGAGCUCAGAGGUCACCACCACUGCCACCUCUGGAACCUCUCUACCAUGACGCUUU